Messenger RNA from Corticium candelabrum, 1216 nucleotides. Its product is annotated as cytoplasmic phosphatidylinositol transfer protein 1-like. Gene Ontology annotation, molecular function: phosphatidylinositol binding; phosphatidylinositol transfer activity. Bases 90 to 902 code for a protein of 270 amino acids. NCBI's taxonomy places the organism in Eukaryota, Metazoa, Porifera, Homoscleromorpha, Homosclerophorida, Plakinidae. The transcript is spliced from 10 exons. Gene Ontology annotation, cellular component: cytoplasm. The record is from RefSeq and is a predicted model, not a curated record. Gene Ontology annotation, biological process: phospholipid transport.
GGCGUCUAUAAUUGAGUUUGUGUGAUAAAAUCAUACAGAGAGCAAGAUCAAGACGAGAACACCAGUCGUGUGAACGGACGUCUCUCGUCAUGUUGAUCAAAGAGUAUCGCAUCUGCAUGCCUCUCACCGUCGACGAGUAUCGGAUAGGUCAACUCUACAUGAUUGCCAAGCACAGCCACGACGAGACAGCCCGCGGAGAGGGCGUCGAAGUCGUGUAUAACGAACAGAGGCGUCAUCCGGUCCACGGUUUGGGACAAUACACGGAGAAGAAGAUCCACCUUUCGAGCAAACUGCCGGGCUGGGUGCGUGCUGCUAUUCCCAAAAUCUUCUACGUUACGGAGAAAGCGUGGAAUUUCUACCCUCUGACAUUGACCGAAUAUUCGUGUUCGUUUGUUCCUCGAUUGUUGAUUGAGAUUCAGACACGUUAUGAAGAUAACAAUGGCUCUUCCGACAAUGCAUUAUCAUUGUCACCAGAGGAGUUGCAGCAGAGAGAAGUGGACCAUGUCGAUAUAGCCUACGACGUUUACCCUGAGAAGCAUUACGUACGAGACGAGGAUUGCAGGUAUUUUAAGUCUACGAAGACUGAUCGUGGUCCUCUGCAGCCUGAUUGGAAGUCUCAUACACGACCAAUCAUGUGCUCAUACAAGGUGGUAAAGGUUCACUUUGGGGUGUGGGGUCUUCAGACAAAAGUGGAAUCGUAUAUACACAGAGGCAUACGUGACAUUCUUCUUGUUGGGCAUCGGCAGGCAUUUGCAUGGAUUGAUAGCUGGCAUGGAAUGACAAUGGACGAUGUACGAAAACUUGAGCAGCAGUUUCAAGACAAGACAAACAAGAAAAUUCACGGGCUCGAUAGUGACAGCAGUACCUCGGGUACAACAGUGCGAGCAAGCGGGAAGUGUUGACUCAACAACAGAAGGAGUACAGUAGAGUAAAGAUGAUAGAUGGAUAACCUUUUAUUUUAUACGAUUUGAAAAUUUUUUUUGAUAGUUGCCAACCAUAUUCAGUUACUGCUUUAUUUGUAUUUAAAGCAGUCAAUUACUAACUUGGUGUAAAUGUAUGUAUACAUAUAUUUUACUCAGUUACCAUUGAGAAAGAACAAAAUAUGGGCUGCUGUGUUAUGUUGAUGGAGGUUUUGAUUGAGCAAAGAAAAGUGAUAUCUAGGGCAGGUAGUUGGUAUCAUGUUGACUGUCAUUGCAGUACAGCACUCUUGAACACU